Molecule: messenger RNA, 3467 nt
Organism: Stegostoma tigrinum
Lineage: Eukaryota; Metazoa; Chordata; Chondrichthyes; Orectolobiformes; Stegostomatidae
Gene: pmm2
Product: phosphomannomutase 2
Exons: 6
Coding region: 786-1427 (213 amino acids)
Biological process (GO): mannose metabolic process; GDP-mannose biosynthetic process; protein N-linked glycosylation
Cellular component (GO): cytosol
Molecular function (GO): phosphomannomutase activity
Source: RefSeq, a predicted model, not a curated record
CCGGGUUUGAAUCUCGCCACGGCAAAUGGUGGAAUUUGAAUUCAAUAAAGAUCUGGAAUUAAGAGUCUAAUGAUGACCAUAAAACCAUUGUUGAUUUUUGGGGAAAAGCCCAUCUGGUUCACUAAUGUCCUUUUAGGGAAGGAAACAGCUCUUUUACCUGGUAUGGCAUACAUGUGACUCCAGACCCACAGCAAUGUGGUUGAUUCCUAACUAUCCUAUGGGCAGUUGGAGAUGGGCAGUAAAUGCUAGCCUAGCCAGUUACACCCUCAUCGCGUGAAUGAAUUUAAAAAAAAAUUGAUGGACCUCCAUGUCAUUUGCUGAAUUUUGAAACCGUGAGGAAUCAGACAAACACUGUUGCAUCUUCUCAUCUGCAGGGACAGAUUGACCUUUGGAAGACCAAGCAACAUUCAGGGUGUCAACUGAGGUGGAGCAAUGAGUCAAAGUUGAAGAACUUUGAAUUGAGCCCGUACUUGUUCCUUUGAACCAUCAUUCCUCUUAUGGCCCACCCAUAACUGCUUACUAGAAAUGGACUGGAGAGCUGUUAUUAAGUUUGGGGGUGGGGGAUCGGUGCAGAUGAGGGUAUCUUUUAUUUUGUUAAGGACAGGUUUGGGAUGUGAGAAUCAUGUAAAUCAGCAUGUGUUCAUUUGAUUGCCAGAUCUGAUACUCCACACAGAUGGCUACUUUUAGCAUUGUAAAGGUUGCAACAUCAUGCCAUUCAUGUUUGGGAUUUCUCUAGUCUCUCUGCAGUUGUGCACAAUGCAGCUGUAAGUCACACAUCAUUGCUGAUGUUACAGAAGUAUUCUGUUGUCUCAGUCCCUAACCUGAACAGGUUCUUCCAACUGAGCAGAAUUGAGGACUAUGCAGUCUCCGACAUGGACUCUGUGCUGUUCUCGUCUCCUUCAUCUGAUCAUGGGCACUUGGAAAAAGUGAAUCAGCAGACCAUCCAGAGCUAUAUUGGUGAGGCUAUCCUGCAAGACCUGAUCAAUUACUGUCUAAAUUAUAUGGCCAAGAUUAAGCUGCCUAAAAAAAGAGGCACAUUUAUUGAAUUCCGUAAUGGAAUGCUGAACAUCAGUCCAAUCGGUCGAAAUUGCAGCCAAGAAGAACGUAUUGAAUUUUUUGAACUUGACAAAGAAGAGAAGAUCAGAGAAAAGUUUGUGGCUGACUUACGAAGAGAAUUUGCAGGGAAAGGCCUCACUUUUUCUAUUGGUGGACAGAUCAGUUUUGAUGUGUUUCCAGAUGGAUGGGAUAAGCGAUACUGUCUGGGAAUUCUGGAGAGUGACAACUACGAGACCAUCCAUUUCUUUGGUGAUAAAACCUUACCAGGUGGGAAUGACUAUGAAAUCUUCAGUGAUCCAAGAACUAUAGGCCAUUCGGUCACAUCCCCAGAGGAUACCAGGAGAAUCUGUGAUGAAUUGUUUUUCCACUGAGAGAUUAGCAUUCCAACAUAAUUGUUUUUUUCCCCAAGUUCACAUCAUCUAGUUGAAGAAAUAUACUUGGAUUAAACUUUUCUCUCCUCCCAAUUAAAUCUUAUUUUUCCUGGAAUAUUCAGCAAAAAUGCUGAAAACUGUUUAUCAUUACAGAUGCAACUUUUAAUUUUUUUUAAAACAGUGUGGUAUUGAAUAACUGUUGAGCGAGCUUUGAGUGUGGUCUGAAAGUACAAGAAAAGAUUAAAUCUCAACAUAACCGACUUUCUGACUGAUGAAUGGAAACUAAAGGUGCUGUCACAAUGAUUCAGCUAAUUGCACUGCUUCUAAUAAAAGCAGAGUACUGCAGAUGCUGGAAAUCUGAAAUAAAUACAGAGAAUGCUGGAGAAACUCUAGCAGGUCUGGCAGCAUCUUUGGGAAAAGAAACAGUCAACGUUGCGAAUCCAGUAUCACAGUUUCAGUUCUGAAGAAAAGUCAUAUUGGGCUUGAUUGAAAUGUUAACUUUUCUCUCUUCACAGAUCCUGCCAGAUCUGCUGGAGUUUCUCCAGCAUUCUCUGCAUUUGUUUAUAUUUGCACUGCAUACCUCAAUGUACAAUAUUCAGGAAUGUAAUUAAUCAUUUAGUAUACAUAAAUGAAUAAGGCAGUUGACAAAUACUACUCUAGAAAGGUGGUAUUGCUUUUUUUUUUCCAAAUUGAAAUGGUCUGGUUAGCUAAAUCACAAAUAGAUACUUAACAAUUGCACCUUAAUGUGGAGUCUUUAUUUUCUUACUUAACUUUGGAUUCAAUCAAGGACCUAUACUCUGCAUUUUCUGCAAUUGUGCUGGUCACUGAGAUUUACAAGGCUGCAGUAAGAUAACUGUAGUAGCCCUGCAGUGAUUUUGCUAAUUAUCUCACACAGAUUCUGAUUUUAGAAAUAAUGUUCUUAGCCCAUCUACAGAACCAUCUGCUGUGUAAUCUUCAUUUUUAAUUGUAAACUGCAAUUUUCCACAAUGAUUCAUGAUUGAUUUCCCAAAAAUCUAAUUAUGAUCAUCUAUCUUUGAAUUAAUAAUUUUUCCUAUUUGGGAAUCAUUAUAUUUCAAUCCAAGGAUGGCUGUUAAUUCACUUAAUUUGUAAAUAUGACUACUACUGUGCAGGAGGGGGCUAUUUGGUCCAUUGUGCCUUGCACCAGCUCUAUUUCCUAGUGCCGAACUCGCACGUAUCCCUGCAUAACACUAUACAGAAAACAUCCAACGCCCUCUUGAAUGCCUCAUUUGAACCUGUUGAAUAGUGGUGAACCAAUUGCUUUUUAGAUUGCAAGAAGGUAAACAAUAGGGUUUCCACAGAAUUGGUACCUGGACCCAUACUUCUCAAUCAUAUCAGUGACCUAAGAACAUGGUACAAUAACAUUAAUUUCCUACCUCUAGCCAUAUGUAGUAAGACGGAUACCCUACCUUUUUUUUAAAAUGAUAGGUAUUUUCAGAUUGUGGGUAGAUCAUUUUUAAAUGACUGGUGCUUGUUAAUCAGAAAAAGGUAGGAAUGACAAAACUAGAACUGAAGAGUAUUUUUUUUAAAAAAAGCACAUUUAAUUAUUUUGACAUCAUACAACAUUCCAUUUUAGAUCUUGGCUGAAACUUCUUUAUCAAACGUGCACAAAAACCUUUGACCAUGUCCACCCUGAUGUGAGUAUGUACACUGCAAAGCAUGUUGUACCUUCCUCAAAUCAAUAAAGAGGUCAUCAGAAUUAUUUCAGAAAAAGCUGGCUACAGUCACAUCUUUUUGAAAACCUGUUCAAGGACAAAUCCACUCCCAGAGUUACAUCUGGAGUUGGUCAUUAUCGGACAUCUUUUCAUCUUCUGUGACUUUCUUCAAGGCAUGAUGUAUGAAAUGUGGUCCUGUGCCUAAAGUUUGAGUAACCAGAAUAGUUAUUUACUGAUUUAACACUGCAAUGAAUGCUAAAGCAUUCAGAUCCCUAAGAUCACUAUUUCUUCUAAUUUGUUUUUAUAAAGUUUUGGCAUGUUCAAUUGUAUAUUUGAAAUAAAAAGAUCAAUGCUGUACUUAAACAUA